AUGAAUCCGCGAACGAUUGCCUUCAAAAAGGCUAGUUCUACGAUCAAUGUACCAUUCACCAAGGAUUUUCAGAGGAGCAUCGCAACGCGGUCAAGCAAUGGCUCGCAAAAGCCCACGCCCUUAGGAGCGGUGGCUGAAAGUAGCGGUCGGGCCAGAACAACAAUAGCAUUCAAGUCGCCAUUCGCAUCCAUCUCAGACGCGCAGAAACAACAGAAGAAACAAGACAGGGACUUUCUGCUUUCCGUUCUGGAGACAUCUGUCACUAAGCGAGAUGCACGUGCUUAUAUGAACAAGUUUGUUCCGCUCCUCCAGAAAAAGGGCGCGACAAACUUCAAGCAGCAAGCAUCUCAAACCCAAGAAAAUGGCACGAAAGAGACACAAUCUACGCUUGCAGAAGCUCAAGAUUCAACGGAGACAUUGGGCAGUGCAGCUGCAGUUUCUGAGCCUGUCUAUGUUGCCUUGGUGAAGUUUAGGGCACCCCAAGACCUCGACGACUCUACGAUGCAUGGAGUUGGAAGGACUUUGAGUCAGCUCAAGAAGCUGGGCCUGACAAGUAUUGUGGUUGUCGACUGUGAUCUCCCUUCCGAAGACGAGGCCACGCGGCGCCAGGUCACCAACAUGCAAGCCAGCCGGAUUGUGACAGCAAUCGAUGAUCAGUACGAUGAAGCGAGCGCUCGUAUUGUUCAAUCCCCGAUCAUCAUAGGAGAUGCGGCCGGCAAAGACACUUCGCCGUUUACUUCCGAAGACCUCUUCGUCGGCAACUCGAAAGAUUUGAUGGACACGCUGCAAGACGAAGCCAUCGCCGUUGUACCCUCCAUUGGUUACACGGAAGAUCUCUGCUCUUUUAGAUCCGUUGAUCCCAACGAAACUGUCAUUGCACUGGCCCGCCAGCUUUCGGGUCUUCAGUUCUUAGGCCAGCCGGCCGAGGACGACCAGCUCACGCGGCUCUUCAAGUCCGCCGAGGUGUAUAGAUUGAUCAUAUUGGAUCCUGUGGGAGGCAUUCCCGCUCUGAACAGGGCGACGGGACGACACAUGUUCCUCAACAUGGAGCAGGAGUAUGAAGAGGUUACCAAGCACCUCUCAGAGGCAUGUGAAGCACAUACGACAUCGGAUAAGCCACGAAGUGACAGUUUCUAUCAUUUGAAGAAUGCUGAGCUGGCAAGGAAGACGUUGUCGCUGCUACCGCCUACUUCCUCUGCGAUCAUAACGACACCUCAGGAGGCAGCGAACGACAGAUCGGGAGGAGAGGAUGACCUGGACUGGGCUUUAGUAUCGACCAGGAGGAAGUUGAACCCUCUCAUUCACAACCUGUUGACCGAUAGACCCGUUCAGUCGUCAUCUCUACCAUCCGGUCGUAUACGACCAGUUGUGUCGUCGAAUGGGACGUCACCACGGAUUGGCUCAUUGACAACACUAGCUAAGCGAGGCAUGCCGUUAACUAUCUUCCCAGACCCCCGCGUUGCUCCGUGGAGACCGCCGCAACCGGGCGAGAAACGCCUGAAGCUGACAGACCCAUGCAUCAAUCUUGGCCGGCUCGUGCAUCUCAUCAACGACUCAUUCGGGAGAGAGCUUGACGUUGAGCAUUACCUCAAACGAGUAGAAGACAAUCUGGCCGGCAUCAUCAUCGCCGGCGAGUAUGAAGGAGGGGCCAUACUAACGUGGGAAAGCCCGUUUGGCGAAAGUGGACCCGAGAGGGUGGCGCCAUCCAGAAUGAUUCCAUACCUCGAUAAGUUUGCUGUUCUCAGGAAAAGCCAAGGUGCCGGAGGUGUAGCGGACAUUGUCUUCAAUGCGAUGGUCCGAGAUUGUUUCCCGGACGGGGUAUGUUGGAGGAGCAGAAAAGACAACCCGGUGAACAAAUGGUAUUUCGAACGAUCGAGGGGUACCAUGAAGAUCAAGGACAUGAACUGGACCAUGUUCUGGACGACGUCGGACUUGUCUAUAGACCAGCAAAAGUAUAGGGACUACGAAAGUGUAUGCCGGGGUGUGGAGCCAUCCUGGGCGGACAACAAGCAGAUACUGGAUUAG
Molecule: messenger RNA, 2025 nt
Organism: Neoarthrinium moseri
Lineage: Eukaryota; Fungi; Ascomycota; Sordariomycetes; Amphisphaeriales; Apiosporaceae
Exons: 3
Coding region: 1-2025 (674 amino acids)
Biological process (GO): L-arginine biosynthetic process
Cellular component (GO): mitochondrial matrix
Molecular function (GO): arginine binding; L-glutamate N-acetyltransferase activity, acting on acetyl-CoA as donor
Source: RefSeq, a predicted model, not a curated record